Messenger RNA from Perognathus longimembris pacificus (Pacific pocket mouse), 5197 nucleotides. It is a transcript of the gene Dnal1, whose product is annotated as dynein axonemal light chain 1. Gene Ontology annotation, molecular function: protein kinase binding. The transcript has 8 exons. The record is from RefSeq and is a predicted model, not a curated record. Gene Ontology annotation, cellular component: cytoplasm. Bases 82 to 654 code for a protein of 190 amino acids. Lineage: Eukaryota; Metazoa; Chordata; Mammalia; Rodentia; Heteromyidae.
CAGCGCGCACCCAGCGCUGCGCAUGCGCGCUGACCCCGGCGGGCCCUAGCAACCAGAGCAGUGACAGUAGCAACCGCCGGGAUGGCUAAAGCAACAACCAUCAAGGAAGCCUUAGCCAGAUGGGAAGAGAAAACUGGGCAGAGGCCAGCUGAAGCUAAAGAAAUAAAGCUUUAUGCCCAGAUUCCCCCGAUAGAGAAGAUGGACGCAUCCUUGUCUAUACUUGGUAACUGCGAGAAGCUUUCACUGUCUACAAACUGCAUUGAAAAAAUUGCCAACCUGAAUGGCUUAAAAAACUUGAGGAUACUGUCUUUAGGAAGAAACAACAUAAAGAAUUUGAAUGGACUGGAAGCAGUAGGAGACACAUUAGAGGAACUGUGGAUCUCUUAUAAUUUUAUUGAAAAGUUGAAAGGUAUCCAUGUAAUGAAGAAAUUGAAGAUUCUGUACAUGUCUAAUAACCUGGUGAAAGACUGGGCUGAGUUUAUGAAGCUGGCGGAUCUGCCAUGUCUGGAGGAUCUGGUGUUUGUAGGCAACCCCUUGGAAGAAAAGCAUUCUGCUGAUGGCAACUGGAUUGAAGAAGCAACCAAGAGGGUUUCCAAACUCAAAAAGCUGGAUGGUACUCCAGUAAUCAAAGAGGAUGAGGAAGAAGAAAGUUAAGGCCAUAUUUUCCACUUUGUGUUAAUUUAUUUAAAUGUCAUGAGAACAAUAGAUAAGUUUUGUAUAAUUGUCUAUUUUAAAGAUGCUGUGUGGGACAAAAGGUUCUGAAGAGAAAACAAAUCUCUCCUUCCAUCUUUUCUUUAGCCCUAUUCAGCGUUUCUUCCCUAAGCCAGUAACAUCAACCUUAGUCUUCUUUUCGGAACUACAAAUUUUCCAUUUUUGCCUGGGGUCCCAGCUGUGCACUGUGUGGCCCCAUCUGCUGACAUUGACAGAUCAGUCAUCUUUAAUAGCAAAGGAACAAAUGCUCCUUAUUCAGUUUGUUUAGUCUUUUUAUUUUUCAGCCAGGCAUUUAAAAGAUAAACUUCCAUGUCCGUCGAGGUCCAUGUCUAUGUGACACAGAAGCACAAGUGUAUCUUCCUUUGCUUCAGAAGACAGCACGGUGACGAGAGGCCCCUCUGAACCACAGCAGCCCGAGCACUAAGACCCCCAAAGUCCAACUGGACAUGGCCUUAUUGUCCAGGAAAUGAUGCUUAUUUGUUUUUCCAAAACUGCAUUACCAACUGGCAUUUGCACUCACAUGCAUGGCCACUUGUGUCAGUCAUUGUGUGCAGUCCACCUGUGGCUCAGGCGAGGGGGUAAAGGCCAGGAGUGCGGCCGUGUGCUUGUGGGCUGGCUGCUGAGGCACACUUCCUUGGCACAUAGUUCUCUCUAUGUUUCAAAUAGUCAUCAGUGGUCCUAGCAGAAGUACCAGCCAGCAAAUACCAUCCAAAUUUGACCUAAUGAUUUUGUCUGGUGUCCCUCACUGUUACAGCUAACAGGGUACAGAUUUAAAAGAUUGAAUUUGGUCCCUCUCAAUAAACAUAGCUUAGCAUUUCAACAUGUAUAUAUUUUUUGAGAUGUUUUCAGUUAGCAGCUCCUAGUGUGUGUUCUGCAAGUUGUGAAGGGAAGAGAAGAGAUGAUUCAGAGAGAGUGGCAUGGUGGGCACGUUUGCUGCCUGGCAGAUGGCAACACAGUUGAGGGUUAUCUUCUAUGUGCAGCCUUUAGGUGACAACCCCACACUGAAAAGCAAUAGUGAGGUGCAGAGAUUGGAAUGGGUCAUGUGAGAAAAUAAUGCUUUCUGGAAAAAGGAAGAUGUCAGUGACCAGACAAAGUCCAUGCAGGCCUCGGAUGCAUCGCUAAUACAUGGCGGAAGAGACAUCAGCACUCCUCUGCCCAAUUGUGCCUAAAGUCCCCCAACCAGAGACUGCAUAUUCUUGUCUCCCCAUCUGUCUGUGAUCUCACUUCCGUUAACUCACAGUGCAAGAGGGGAGAGUGACUACCUGAGUAGUCAGAGGCCUGAGAACUUUGCAGCUAUGGUUUAGAUAGGAAUUACUAGAUUUGGGACCACUGCUUUGACAAUCAACUCUAAAUCUAAACAAGAGACCAUUCAGUCUGAUACCUUCUAGCUUCCUUCUGCUCUGCUUUUGAAUCUGACAGGAAGAAACCCCCCAGGUUUCAGAAACUAUUGGCAGUUCUUUUGUGAGUCAUGGGUAAUGAGCCUUCAUCUUCUUUGGUGAUGUUUUCUUGUUGCUUGUACUUUACCAGCAGGCAAGCUUAAAGCCAUAUUGUUAUGUUUAAGUAUAUUGCCCAAAAGUUACUCUGACAGUAGUAUACCAGGAAAUGGAUGACUUAUUAUUGAAUUUAUUUGUGAAGUGGCUUAGAGUUUUAGCGUUUGGUUUUUUGAAUUGUGUAAUACAGAAGUUAGUUGAUUUUCUGCUUUUCUGUUUAACCACUAGUCAUUAUCAGAGAUGUAAUGUGAUUUUCUUGUAUUCAUUUCAGACAAAAAGCAUAGUCAGUUCCACUUAACAAAUAUUUGAGUGACUUCUACACAUCCCUGCCAUGGAUUUAAUGCCAGAAUCCGUUUAAGUAGAUAAUAGAAGGUUGGGUAUAGGACAUAGUUCAGGAUACUCUUCUAAAUUUGUCCUUGAACUCAUCCUUUACCACUGAAAAUCCAGUUGAUAAGAAAAAUGUCCUUGGUUUAUGCAUCUGAGCUAAGAUGUUUGACAGAAUAGGAAUGGACGCUAUCUAUGCUCCUGUAUGUUCGUGUAUCAUUUGAACUUCUUAUCAUGGUACAGCUCUGGGAUCAGUCUGGUAAUCUAAAUUUUUCACAGCAAACUUGAUUUUGUCUACCAAGGAACUUAACUUUUCAGUGUUCCAUAUUUCAAAUUUUAUGGCCUAUAUGUUCUCAGAUCAUAGGAGUUUGUUCUUUUAAGCCAGAGAUUCUAAACUCUGACAGUAAUUACAUCCAGAUUCAUGGUAUGGAGGAGGCUGUGCUGUGUACUAUAAGAUAUUUAGCACCAUCCUUCACCUCUGCUCCAGGUGAGUUACACCUCCUCCUCCUCCACAGUUGUGAUAAGAAAAGAUGUCUCCAGACAGUGCCACCUGUCCCCUGGGGCGAGGUGUGGGGGAACAAAUUCUUCCUGGAGCACCAGAGCUCUUUGCUCCACCGUUCCUUUUGUCCAGGGUCCAUUUAUUUUCAGUCUGUAGCCAGGGGCCACGAGAGCGUGAAGAAAGCAGCAUGUUUCAUCAUCAUGGAAGGAAGUAAAGGGCCACUGGGGUGUCCCAUUUCUGUAAUGCUCAGUUUCAUAAAUUUCUCAUAGAAACUCAGGGCUAGAAGGCUCAACUUAUCUUUUCUCAGCAGGGUCUCACGUUUUAUUUUUUAGUAUCCUUGCUUGUCUUAGGACAGUGUUUAUUAACCUACCUCUCUGUUACUAUCAACAGAAUCCAACUUUAUGAUGGAUUGGGCUUUGACACGGAGGUUUAAUAGUUUCAGUAUACUUUUAAAAUAGAUCACUAUUCCUUGCCUAAUAAUGAACAAAUUAUUGCAGAUGGGGGGCAGAUGUUAUACACAGAGAUAUUGUAUACAAUUUAGUGUAUUUGAAGGUUAGUGUUGAUAUCAAGUUUGAAUGUGGUCAGAAGAAUGCCUGCUCCUAGCUGAUCCAUAACUUGGAACGCUUACUGGAUGGCUCCACGGAUUCCAGUGUGUAAGAAGACACUUCCACGUGGUCCUGCCUGGUAAUUUCUGUGUGAAUAGAUGCCAGUGGAUGAGAAAUAAUCUUUACUGUUGACUUAUUCUCAGAGUUGGCAAUGUCUAAGGAGUUGGAAUCUUCUACUAAAUGGAAAAGCAGCUGGCUCUCCUACAAAAGUUGGAUUUUAAUAAUUUACUUCAAAAAAGUGAGGAAAGGUCAAAGUAUCAAUCAUGAGUAGUUAUUGCCUUUGCAGUAGACUAUUUAUUUACUAAGACAAAGGUCAUAGGUUAUUGGGAAAACAAGAAAACUGCUAAACAGCAAAUUACCCUUUACCAGAAAUCUACUCCUUGGAUAUUCAUUUUUUGGUAUGUGGGCUGUUUGUGUCUAUACAUAAUGAAGCAAGAUUAUAAAUAAUGAAACAAGAGUCAGUGUAGCAAGAGUUGGUGCUUCUAACACAGCUAACUUGAUUGUGUUCCUUUAUCUUUUCUCAAGUAUGGAAUAGUUUUACUGUUAGAGAAACUAUAAAAUAGGUGAAAAUUUAAAAAUGAAGAGUUACUUUUUUUAAAAAAAUCAUUGCUUGUAGAAAUACUGUAUAUAUAUAUAUAUAUAUUCCUCCCUUUUUUUAUUCGUUGGUAACUGCAAAGGAAGAAAACUGAAAGGAAAAACUAGACUGAGUCUUAUCUUUGGACCUAAGAUAAAUAACAUUUCUCAACAUAUGAAGAAAUCAUCAUUGGGAUUUAGCUAAUUUCCCAUAUUGGGCAGGUUAAAGGGGAACCAAACAACUAAAUUAUGGUCAGAAAACUUAAAAAGGGGUACGGGAGAGUAAACUAUUUUUCCAUAGAUUUGCACUUUAAAAUGAUAACCUGGCUGUAAAGAGAAAGUACUUGCAAAGAGCAAGAUGGAUAAAUACUUAGCCAGUUAGGGAAUUACCUUUGCUCUAAGUCCACACCAGAGUCACUCUCUUUGGGCGGAAUUAUAGUUAGGAUUUCCCCACUUCCCCCCUUGGGUCAUCUCCCAUGUCUGCUACAUCCGGUUAUCUGUCUGGGGGAUUUCAAGUCAUUUUCUUACUUUGAGUUUAAAUUUUGUGACUUUCCCACAUCUGAAUCCUGAGUUAAUUUUGAUGUUGAGUAAAUUUAAGUUUUGGCCAAAUGAUGUGGUAGGAAGCUCUUAGCUUCUUUGAUCAGUGAGUAGGGGGUACCUGCCUCUGCAGUGCUAUUGCCUGGAGGGCUCACUUCUCCCAAAAGUCUGGUGAUUUGGAAGCUGAGGAGGGUAGACUUAUAUCAGGUACUCCUCCCAGGUUUCCAGUUAGGAUCAUGAGAGACAUUCUACAGUCUUUGGCUUCUAGAAGCAACUCCAUUCUGAAGAACAUUUUACCAUCUAUGAAUACUUUGGUAAUAAUCUUUUAUACACAGGAAUUUUGUAGCAUGACCUUGACUAAACUUAUUGUGUUAAAUUAUUUGGAAAUAUUGUUUCUGAAUGUUAUUUUGUGAGACUUGUUUUAAAAUAGUAAUAAAUUGUGUUGUUUUAUAAAAAAA